This is a messenger RNA of Lytechinus pictus (painted urchin), 3458 nucleotides long. RefSeq names its product cytochrome P450 2J2-like. Lineage: Eukaryota; Metazoa; Echinodermata; Echinoidea; Temnopleuroida; Toxopneustidae. The coding region runs from base 168 to 1616 and encodes 482 amino acids. Gene Ontology annotation, biological process: xenobiotic metabolic process. The transcript is spliced from 4 exons. Gene Ontology annotation, cellular component: cytoplasm; intracellular membrane-bounded organelle. Gene Ontology annotation, molecular function: steroid hydroxylase activity; heme binding; iron ion binding. The record is from RefSeq and is a predicted model, not a curated record.
ACUAUAAAAAUGAACCUUGGAUAGUUACCUUGGUUCAAUAGGACACUGACAAGAUCAAUAAGAAAGGUAGUCAGCUUCUCAUUUGUAAGUUCGCUUAUAAACCAGUACACCGUUUCAAAUAAAGUCUACCCAUUUCCAUUUCUUAUCGCGUUGAACAAGAAAGGAAAAUGUUUUUGAUAUCAUCUACAUCGAUAUUCCUCGGAAUUAUCGCCUUCCUUAUGUGCCUGUGGUUCGUUCGGCGUCCUAAAAACCUUCCUCCGGGGCCAUGGACACUGCCUUUGAUUGGAUACCGAUUUAAAGACGGUCUGGUUCAUGAAAGUUACGCGACGUUAGCCAAGAAGUAUGGGCCGAUUUUCAGCGUUCGACGAGGUACCUUUCUCUUCGUGGUCUUGAAUGACAAGGAGAGUGUAAAACAGGCGCUUGUCAAGUUGGGAGAGUAUAUGUCACAUCGAUUUGUACCUGGGCCUGUCAACUGGUCGAUACCAGACGAUAAGAAAGAAGGUUCCAUUAUCUGGAGUAAUGGAAAGCCAUGGGAUGACCAACGGAAAUUUUCUCUUCCAGCUCUUCGCUCCUUUGGCUUUGGUAAGAGGAGUCUUGUUCCUCAAAUCAACCUUGAGGCCCGUUGUCUGGCGGAGGAAAUAAGGAGUCAUCGGGGUCAGCCCUUCGAUCCGGCGGAUUUGCUGAACAAAGCAAGUGGUAACAUUAUAGCUCAACUUGUCUUUGGUCGUCGAUAUGAAUAUGGAGACGUCGAGUUUGUUAGAAUUCUUCGAAUCAUGAGAGAUGCCUUGUGCUGCAUUCGCGAAGAUGAACUAGUUAAUGUGUUCGAACCGCUCAUUCAUACCCCGUGGUAUAAACCAUUGCGGGAAAUGAUUUUAAAUUUAAGGAGUUUCGUGAGGUCUCACAUCAAGGCCCACCGAGAAACUUUCCAAGAUGAUCAAAUCAGGGACUUUGUAGACGCAUUCUUUUCUGACGACAUCUCCAAAAACUUUACCUUGGAACAAUUCGUUGGGGUUGUGCUGGACCUAUUCACCGCUGGUACAGAUACCACGGCUCUGACAACUUCAUGGGGGAUGCUUUAUUUAGCACUGCAUCCUGAUAUACAGACGAGGGUACAAAAUGAGUUAGAUGCAGUUGUCGGGCAUGGCCGACAACCGAAUAUGGAUGAUCGCGCAAAUCUUCCGUACUGCGACGCCACUCUGAUGGAGAUCAUGCGAAUCCGCCCCGUCGUCCCAUUAUCCCUCCCUCACAUGACGUCAGCAGAUGUCACUCUUGGACCUUAUACCAUUCCUAAGGGGACUAUCGUUAUCCCUAACCUGUGGGCUGUCCAUCAUGAUCCUAAAGACUGGUGUGAUCCACACGUAUUCAACCCUGAUAGAUUUAUGAGUGCCGAUGGUCAGACUGUCGUCAAGAAUGAGGCUUGGAUGCCAUUUAGCGCAGGUCGCCGUGAUUGCCUAGGUCAACAGCUUGCUAAGAUGGAGACAUUUCUACUCGUCACCAACCUCUUCCAGCAGUUCGAAUUCAAACUUCCUCCUGAUCAACCAACCCACACCAUGCGAGGACAGCAUGGAAUUACAAUGCCACCAGAAAGCUAUAUGAUAUGUGCCUUUGAACGCUGAUUUAUUUGACAUGGAUAGGGAGGCUUGAAAAUCUCAAAUGAACACUACAAAUUAAAAAUAUAGACGGACAAAUUCCAUCAUGACAUUUGAUUUACUGAAUAAAAGUGUGUUAUCAUGUCUCAUAUAUUUCACAGGGGUCCGUUGGUACCUCAAAACAAUGAUAGAUUUCUUAUAAAGAAAUUUGAUACACACUAAGAAAUCCCGGUGCAAAUGGGGUGUACGAUACGUGCGUACACCUCACAAUACCAUCGAGGUGCAAGUUAGCUCUUUUGCGAGAGUACGUGUCUGUUGUACACCCAUGUACUCUUUUUGUGCACCCCACCAGCCUCGCUGACAGAUAGACGUAUGGUACAGAUUAAGUUGAUUUGUGAUCGAAGAUUACCCGAAAUAACAAUGCACUAACGCCAUAUUUUACCUAAGUAAAAUAAUCUUUAAACUAUUCAAUAUUUAUGUGAUAAUUGUUUCAAAAACACAUUUGAUUACGUAUACAUUUGGAGAAACAGUAAAUAGAGCUACUUGAAUCUCAACUAUCAGCGCAAGUCAAAAAAAGAAGCGGAUGAUAUCCGUAAAGACCUCAACCGGAUUCAGCGCUUCUCGUUGACAUAGCGGGAAGAAUCUUUACUACAGAUACGAGGUAAGUUCGAGUCCCAACCAAUGUACCUAAAAAAUCGAUACAGAAAGUUAAUGGUCCGAAAGUAUCGACAAUCUUUUUAUUAUUUUAGGUGGGGUACAUUAUGCACCCUCAGGGGUAGACGUGUACACCCUCUAAGGUGCAGAUGGACACCCCAAAUAUGAGUGCACAAUGUACACCCCUAUUUGGGGUGUACGUGUGCACCCCUAUAGGGACAAGCCUGUGCACCCCUAGGGCAUGUAGGGGUGUAAAAUUGAACCCGAAUUUCUUAGUGUGUACGUUAAGUUCAUUUGCUAGUCUAUAUGUUUAAAAAGAAAUAUAAGCAUGUAUAGUUUGUCACAUCCAUGGGAAUAACGUAAUAAUUAAGCGCUAGAUUAUUAUUCAGCAAGUUAUUCACUAAUUCUAUAAUUUUAGGUGGAUUUAAAUUUAAUUUCUCACUGUCUUAUUGAUCGAAAGUUUGCAUUUUACGGAAAGUUUUAAUCAUGUUUGUUAAUCAUUAGUUACAAUUAUCGUUAAAGAUAUUUGUAGCAGAUUUGGUUUUCUGAAAAUAUAUAUUAUUGAUUGCUCGUAUUGUAAAAUUACCAACGUUAUACAUAUCAUUUUAGGAAGUCUACUUUUUUUAAAGUUAAUAUAUAGGUGAAAUUCUUGUCAUAUUGCCUGUUUUCAAUUUUCCGAUAUUCACCUUUGGCAUCGCAUUUCAUUAUACAUACAGCAAAUCUGCCCUGCAAUCUGCUGAUGAUUGAUCACGAUAUGUAUUCGACAUUUUUAGGGGGUUUCUAUUGGUACAACUGUUUAAUCAUGGGGACAUAAAUCAUUUAUACUUUUAUUGUUAAAUUCAGUGAACAAUUUUCUUUGAGGUGUUAUUAUCUUAUUAAGUAUAGUCAGAUGUAACAUGUAUAAUGACGCAUAUGAAUAUGCUGGUAAUGUCUAAUUAAAAAAAAGAUUAUUAUCAUCUAUAAUGUGUGUAUUUAGUCAGUAACAUGUACUUAAUGUGUAUGUAUUAGUAGAAUUUAUUCUUUGUAAUAUGUUCCUUGAUUCUUUUAAAAGUAGAUUUAACUUGUCUUUGAAUUUACUUGAGAUUUAAUAUACAUUAAAGAAAGAUCAAUUAUAAUGCUGACUUGCUUCGAUAAAGUAAUUCUAACUCCAAUUAGGCAAAUAUAAGAUACCUUUUACUAAAAAAAGCAUAUCGAAUGUACUUAUAAUUUCCAUGA